Molecule: messenger RNA, 927 nt
Organism: Malaya genurostris
Lineage: Eukaryota; Metazoa; Arthropoda; Insecta; Diptera; Culicidae
Gene: Mic26-27
Product: MICOS complex subunit MIC27
Exons: 3
Coding region: 163-864 (233 amino acids)
Biological process (GO): cristae formation
Cellular component (GO): MICOS complex
Source: RefSeq, a predicted model, not a curated record
UACGUAGUUUCCCAAAUUCGUUCGAGAUGGCGAAACGAUAGAGGGAACUGUCACAGCGAAUGAAUGUCAAGAUCAUAUGUUCGCAAUCACAACAAAAUUUUCUCGUCACUGCAAAUUGGUCGCUCAAUUGUGUUAAAAAUUACAUAAUUUUAGGAUUAGGCAAUGAUUCGGAAUGUUUUGAACAGAACUGCUCCGGUACUACUGGGAGCAGCUGCCGUCGUCAAAGCCGACGGCAGUGGCUCACCAGAAGGCACUACCGCUAAAUCAAAGCAAAUUAUUUGUAAACCAUCUGAACUGCCCCUGUAUCGACCGAUCAAUCAGAAAAUAUCCUGUGAAUGUGAGGGCCACAAAAAGGAAACAUUAUCCAAGCCAGAGCAAUUAAUUGAAAGUGGAAUCCGUACGGUUCGAGAACAGGUUUCAGAGGCUUCGCAUCUGUUGACGGAUCAGAAAAAUCAAGUCAUCCAAUGGUGGGAAGAAGGAAAGAAGCAAACUAAAUUCGCUCGUGAUUAUCUGAAUGAGGAAGAUAAUACUCUACCCCGCGAUGGAGCAAUUGCGAUUGGUGGAUUAUCUGGUCUCAUAUUUGGACUUCGCAGGGGCUUUUUCCGUCGGCUUUUGUAUACUUCAAUCGGUGCUGGUGGUGUAGCUUCCGUCUGUUAUCCACAGGAAGCGGAAAUGUAUGCUCAGCAUGGAUUGGUGGAGGCGAAAAAAUAUGCCACGAUUGGAUACAACUUUGUGUACGGCGUAAAACCUGGCGACAAACAACUAGAACUACCGACAAUUCCUACCAGUUUAGACGAACUGAAAAGCAGCAUGUCUGGUUUUGCAAAAUCAGCUUACGAUGCCGUUUUUCCAGAGAAGAAAUAGCUGAGUGACUCAAUGCUAUGAAGUGACAUUCGAACGAGUAAAUUGUGUCAUUAGUUGAAACAA